Messenger RNA from Penicillium soppii, 1782 nucleotides. RefSeq lists its product as uncharacterized. The transcript is spliced from 4 exons. The record is from RefSeq and is a predicted model, not a curated record. NCBI's taxonomy places the organism in Eukaryota, Fungi, Ascomycota, Eurotiomycetes, Eurotiales, Aspergillaceae. Bases 1 to 1782 code for a protein of 593 amino acids.
AUGCCCGCAAUUCCCUCUGCAACCUCCUUCCUAGAAAAUGCCCUUGUGCACCGUGAUACCCUUGCUUCUCCAAACGUGACUGCGGCUGCAACCCAAAAGGCGCUUGAGGUUAUCUGCGCCUGGCCUGUCUCCGGUCAAUAUGGCCCAGGAACACGGGCCCUGUACUAUUUCUUGAUUGCAGCUUGCGUGGUUGCUCGAAAAGUGGAAUGGAUUCGGAACGCCUGCCUAGCUGCCGUGUUACUUUUCCCCGCUGUCGCGGCCCUCCAUGCGAUUGCGCUUGCCGUACUCCACGUUGAGGGUGCCGUUGACAUGGAUAUUUAUGGAGCAUUCCAGUUGUGCGCAAUCGGUAUUCUUACAGCGCCGGCGACCGUAAAGAUAUCUCAAACAUAUUUUAACAAUCCCGGUCGGGAUAUCAUCUUCAUCUGGACAGUCCUACUUCUUGCUGGACUAUUGAGUUUGAUCGUGGAAUUCAUGCGCCUCGAGGCUAUUCCUUGUCCAAGCGCUGGAAAAGUGUUUUCGUAUGGCGAAUCUUGCGGCCUCACGUGUACCACUGACAACGGUCCCCAAUCAAGCUUACGACAAGGUUCAACGAACAAUAUAUACGUGGUACCAGCACCUAGUGAGCUAUCCUUCAAUACCGCCACGCUUCUCGCUGCUGCAUGCUGCAUCCCCGCAAUCCUGUCGCUGGUGUCGACAUGGAUCAAAAUUCUGGACCAUAAUUGGGAGAGAUUUUCCAAGAAAGAGGUGAAGCCAGAUGAUCCUAUUAAAGGAACUAAUGGUGCUACCAUCAACCAUAUGACUGGAAUUGGCGAGAAAAUAAAAGAGUGGAUGUCUCUGAUCGAGGUACCAGUCAUGGCCGCAGCCGUAUUAGCAAUUCUUAUACAGGGCGAGAGGAACUUCUGGAGUCCACAAGUCUAUUACCAAACAGAACCAAUAACAAGCAUCGGUCAAUGGGCACCGAUCGUUGGUACCGGUCUCGCUGUGUUAGGAUCGCUCUAUCUCCUGCUCGCAGCCGACAUGGAUGCUGAGGUCAAAGGGGAUACCGAGAUAAAAUGCCCAGGUUGCGUGGAGUGCACAGCAUCAGAAACACAAGACGGUUCCCGACGACAGUCUGAUACAAGUGGCGAGGCCACAGUGAGUGAAAUCGAAAUGACAACAGCGAGCAUGCGCCGCCACACUACCAACCAAACACAUACCAACCAGACCACAGACGAAGGUGGAAGAAGAAAGGUUGCUCGCUUUCUCAAUUGGGCUAGUGCCGCGCUCGCCACCCAUGCACACAAGCAAAUUGAAAAGGGGGGAUUUAAACGGGACUCGUCAUCUUACCCGGAAACCCCAGGAGAAGGUUACAAGAAUCCCCAUCUACAAAAACAAAUCGAGAGAUACAGAGGGUCAUCAAUAGCCCCAAGUUUCAGAAGCAGUAGGGGUUCCUUCGACAAUGGCGAAGGUCCCUCUAAUCCCCCCAACAGGGCCCGGAGCCAAACGCGACGGCAUGAAUCGUUACCAGUCUCAUCUCUUCCAAGGGCAAGUUCUCGCCCAGGUCGAGAUCACUCGGGGUCACUCCCAGGAGGGGGGCUGCUCGAUUCUUCUCCUCUCUAUUGUCCGCCGUCCCCCAGGAGCCCAUCUCGGGAAUGGACCCCGCAAUUGAGUCAGUCUAGUGGAGGAAUGUUGAGUCGAAGUCGAGCAAAUUCCGAUGUUAGCCCGACGACAACAUCACCUGGGCUCCAAUCUCUACCCACGCCUCCGCCUAAAAUUGUCAUUUCUUCAGAUGGAGGUGGAUGA